Messenger RNA from Eruca vesicaria subsp. sativa (arugula), 2094 nucleotides. The record is from the annotation of a GenBank genome assembly. NCBI's taxonomy places the organism in Eukaryota, Viridiplantae, Streptophyta, Magnoliopsida, Brassicales, Brassicaceae.
AUGGGAAGUACUCCUGCUGAACUCCCUUGUGAGGAUGUCGCCGAUAACAGAUCCGGUGUCGGAGGUGGUAUCUCCGACGUGUACGGUGAGGAUUUAGCUACCUUGGAUCAGCUCGUUACUCCUUGGGUUACCUCCGUUGCUAGUGGAUACUCGUUGAUGCGUGACCCAAGAUACAACAAGGGACUUGCGUUCACUGAUAAAGAGAGAGAUGCUCAUUACUUAACUGGUUUACUUCCCCCUGUUGUUAUAAGUCAGGAAGUUCAGGAGAGGAAGCUGAUGCAUAAUCUUCGCCAGUACACUGUGCCUCUACAGCGUUACAUGGCCCUAAUGGAUCUUCAGGAAAGGAACGAGAGGUUGUUCUAUAAGCUUUUGAUUGACAACGUGGAGGAGUUGCUUCCAGUUGUGUACACACCAACAGUUGGUGAGGCUUGCCAGAAGUAUGGUAGCAUUUUCAGGAAGCCACAGGGUCUCUACAUCAGCUUGAAUGAGAAGGGAAAGAUUCUUGAAGUGUUGAAGAACUGGCCUCAGAGAGGGAUUCAAGUUAUAGUAGUUACUGAUGGUGAGCGGAUUCUCGGUCUUGGAGAUCUUGGUUGCCAAGGAAUGGGAAUUCCAGUGGGGAAACUCUCUCUUUACACAGCUUUGGGAGGAAUCCGUCCAUCAGCUUGCCUUCCAAUCACUAUUGAUGUGGGUACAAACAACCAGAAGUUGCUGGAUGAUGAAUUCUACAUUGGCCUUAAACAGAGAAGAGCAACUGGGCAGGAGUAUGCAGAGUUUCUGCACGAGUUCAUGUGUGCUGUGAAGCAGAACUACGGAGAGAAAGUGUUGGUACAGUUUGAAGAUUUUGCAAAUCACAAUGCGUUUGACCUUCUGUCUAAGUACAUGGAUACUCAUCUUGUCUUCAAUGAUGAUAUCCAGGGUACUGCAUCAGUGGUGCUUGCUGGGCUUAUUGCAGCUCAGAAGGUGCUUGGUAAAAGCCUUUCUGACCAUACCUUCUUGUUCUUGGGUGCUGGAGAGGCUGGAACCGGUAUUGCUGAGCUAAUUGCCCUUAAGAUUUCUAAAGAGACUGGAGCUCCAAUUGAGGAGACCAGGAAGAAGAUUUGGCUUGUGGACUCUAAGGGACUGAUCGUUAGCUCACGCAAAGAAUCGCUUCAGCAUUUCAAGCAGCCAUGGGCGCAUGAGUAUGAGCCAGUCAAGGACCUCAUUGGUGCUGUGAAUGCAAUCAAACCAACCGUUCUCAUUGGAACCUCUGGUGUGGGUCAGACUUUCACAAAGGAAGUUGUUGAAGCCAUGGCUACUAACAACGAGAAACCGUUGAUUCUUGCUCUCUCAAACCCUACUUCUCAAGCUGAGUGUACUGCAGAACAGGCUUACACAUGGACCAAGGGUCGUGCAAUCUUUGGCAGUGGAAGCCCGUUUGAUCCUGUUGAGUACGACGGAAAAACUUACUUGCCUGGCCAGGCAAACAACUGUUACAUUUUCCCGGGUCUGGGACUUGGUUUGAUCAUGUCCGGUGCUAUUCGUGUCCGUGAUGACAUGCUCCUCGCAGCUUGUAAGUAAAACUUAUGACAGAGACUAAAAGAUUCUGAGUAAAACUCUUUACUUAACUUGUCUCUGUGUGUGUGUGUGUUCAACAGCUGAAGCAUUGGCAGCUCAAGUCACAGAAGAGAAUUUCGCCAACGGUCUGAUCUACCCUCCUUUCUCUAACAUCAGAGAGAUAUCUGCUAACAUUGCAGCCAGUGUGGCCGCAACAACCUAUGACCUCGGAUUGGCGUCGAACCUGCCACGUGCAAAGGAUUUGGUGAAGUUUGCAGAGAGCUGCAUGUACAGUCCUGUCUACAGAAACUACCGUUAAAGACAUUGUGUUGAAGAAACCUCUGCUGCUUCUGCUAUUCACAACCUUAAAUAGUGUGUACUUGAGGCUUGUAUAAGUGUUGUUUGUGUUGUUUUCUACUUUCUUCUACACUAUGAUGUUUCGAGCACUCUCUUCUGUCUUUGGUUCUUGUUUGUGGAAUAAUAAUAAAUCCAGUCUACUAAUUAUGUACUGUCUUAAAAAAAUUACUUUUUACCCUCGCAAUCAAAAUCUCUUAAUAUGGG